UCCCUUAGAAUCGACUACUCUUUUACGUUGUGAAUCACGUUCGCUAUGCUAAGUGCAGUUGGCCAUCACAGUGAAAAACAUGAAUAGUUUAACGAGGCUAUUUUAUAUCUGUCUUUUCACAGUUUUUGUAACAGUCGUAACUGCCCAGUAUGAAGAUUACCGUUGCAAGUGUGUCUGUCCAUCACAGACUGUUGUCAAUGCCACAGAAACUGGACGCAAGGUUUAUAUAAAGAAGGUCAACCCUAACCAGUGCAAAUGUGAAGAUGUUGUCUGGCCUCUGCCUGAGAAGGCCACAGAAUUCUGUCCUCGCUGUGAGUGCAAGUAUCAGAGUAGAAAUGUCACUCUGAUAAAGAUUAUGGUGACCAUUAUAAUAUGUGUGGUGUCAUUGCUGUUUGUCUACAUGGUGUUCCUGCUCUGUCUGGAUCCUUUGCUUGUCAAGAAACCAGGUCGCUACCAAGAGCAGACAAAUGAGGAGGUGAAUUUGGUUACUUUCACGGCUGGAAAAACAUGGACCUUGUUCGAAGAUGAGCAGACAUUACCUCCACCAACCAGCAGUGUAACACCAGAGCUUGUUGCACCACCACCUCCACCACCACCGCCACUAUCCUCACAGCUUGGUAGACAGCGCUCCAUUCUCAACAGAGUCAGCGACGAGCAGAAGAAGUGGAAAGGCACUGUACAGGAGCAGAGACGUAAUAUCUAUGACCGUCAUUCCAUGUUGAAUUGAAACUACUACCCUGUCUCUCUCUCUUUCUCCUCCCUAUAAACAUCUCACUCUGCUGUCCAUUGGUCAGCUGUAUGGUGGAGGAGAUAGAGGCUACUUGGGGUUUGUGGUUGUGUGCAUGUGUUAGAUUGACCUGUUGGCCGUGUUAAUGAGGUGUGUGUAUUUAGUGAAGAGCUUGUUGUGCUGUCCCUUUCAUCUCUCUCCCUCUAUCUUUCUCACUGCUGACACUCAGCUGUCUACUCUUCUCUUUUGUUUUCAUGAAUCAGUGUUACCUGUCUAGUUGCAUCUAACCAACUCCUUCCCCCAUCCUCUGUCACCUCAUCAAUCUCAUAUAAUACUACGAUGGUAAAUAUCACAUUUAUUAUAUACACACAUAUCUAUAACUUAUGCAGUCGGAAGGGCGGGUAAAUAACAAGCAUUACUGUAUAUACAAAGAUAUAUAAUUUUAUGUCCAUUUUUAUGCAAAUGAAGUAUGUUAUGUUUCAUUAUUUAACUUAUUAAUUAAUAUAUUUUAUGUUACACCAAAAUGACAGCUUUAAUCUAACAAUUUACCAAAACUGAGAUCUUUGUACCUCUCUCUACAAUUAUAUAUCUGAAAUGUUUCAGUAUAUUUUUUAGGUAUUGAUGUAUAAUAUUAAGAUAUAGGCGAUGAAUAAUAACAAUAUUUACUAACUUUUCCCCUUCUUUCAUUGCGACAAAUCCCCGACAUUAAUAUUAUUGUAUAAAAGUCUUGUAAUCCCGUGUUUGGAUUGAAUAACAGAUGAAUGUAAAACUGAGAAGGUGGAUGCAUGUGCGAACUUAUACCUGUCACUGAAUUAUCAAUUUGUAAAUAAUAGAAAUAACUAAGGAGAGUGAAUGAGAAGUGGAGGCUUUAAAUAUUUCCUCAUAACUGAGGAUUGGAUUUAUUAUUUUAGUUUUAACUGUUUGUACAGAAGCUUCCAUUAGUUAAGAACAGUGUGUAGCUGGGUGCCUGGUUCUCUUCCUUGUUUUAUAACAUAAUUAUAUGUGUGUAUGCGUCCAAAGUUUUGCCAGUGUUUGUGAAACAUGAAACAGUUAUUGUCAAAGAAAAAUUCCAAAUGUUAUAAUUAAUUAUUAUGAAACAAAUUCCUCAAAGGAACAAUAUUUUAUCUGAAGAUGAGAUUGUGUUAAUAUGUUAAAAUUAUUAUUAUAUAUAUAUAUAUUGAAUAAAAACUGAAAUUCCAUUA
Octopus bimaculoides (California two-spot octopus) is the source of this 1929-nucleotide messenger RNA. Its product is annotated as proton-transporting V-type ATPase complex assembly regulator TMEM9. NCBI's taxonomy places the organism in Eukaryota, Metazoa, Mollusca, Cephalopoda, Octopoda, Octopodidae. The record is from RefSeq and is a predicted model, not a curated record. Gene Ontology annotation, cellular component: lysosomal membrane.